Messenger RNA from Symbiodinium sp. CCMP2456, 3315 nucleotides. Lineage: Eukaryota; Dinophyceae; Suessiales; Symbiodiniaceae. The record is from the annotation of a GenBank genome assembly.
AUGGCCUCGGAUGUCGUCGACUGUGGGCCGCCCCUGCGCAAUGAGUUCUCCAGCACGGCGACAGUGGCUGCUUCAUUUGCAGCUGCAGCCAAUCGGUGGGCGACGGCGACAGCGCUCACAGGAAGCGCAAGGCUUGGCGAGGAUUCUCAUGAAGGCCUGGCGGUGGCGAUGGACCUUUCCUAUGCUCAAUUGCAAGCCCAUGUGGCCCGAGUCGCAGUCCAUCUCGCUGUGAUGGAAGGAGUUCAGCGCAACCGGAAGGAAGUGAUGGUCGCCCUCUUCGUGGAUGAGGCGGCUCCACUUGUGAUCGCCAUGCUGGCGAUCCUCUGGGCCGGGCUCUGCUUUGUGCCGGUGGAUCUGGCGGCCUGGCCCCGCGACCGCUGCGGCUACGUUCUUGAGACUUGCGGAGUGGGUCUGGCACUGGCUUCGGAGGCUCAUCGUGAGGCUGCCGCGAGACUUCUGCGUGGAGUUGAAGGCUGUCCCCUUGUGACGCUGGAAGAAGCCCUCGCGACGCCCUGCCGCUGGCUCGGUGAGACUGGCGAAGCGCUGCUCCGUGCGCCUGCAGAUGCGGCGUCGGAGGACCUAGCCUAUGCGAUCUUCACUUCCGGCUCCACAGGCGGCUGGGAACGUGAGCCGUCAAAUUCCUGCCUCAUUUAUCACAUGCCCUUGCCCCGACAGCGAGGUAGGCACGGCGCGGCUUUGGCCUAUGCCUGGGCCAAGGCCGAAGUGGAGGAGCUCGGGCCAGGCAGCCGCCAGCUUCUGGGAUCCCACUUCACCUUCGACCCGGCGCAAGGUGACGUUUUUGGAGCCUUGACUUUGGGUGCUACGCUUGUGGCGCUGCCCCGCUCGACGGUUCUGGGUGCCCUGCAGGAUGCCCUGAGUUUGGAUGUCAGCCAUGCCACGAUGACGCCGACGCAGUGGUCGCUGAAGGCAGCGGUGCAGUCCGACGCUGUGCGGGGAAACAAUGCGCGCGGAUCCUUUGCCAUGAAACUUUUCUCCAGAGAGACGAUCGAGACUUGGUCCCCGGUGCUGGCGCUGCGCAACAUGUAUGGUGUAGCUCAGACUGCAGGUUACGGAGGCGACCGGCUUGCAGACCGCACAUCGCACGGCCGUCGGGGACUCGCCGCACCCCGGAAGCAGAUCCAGAAGCUUGUCGGUCGCGCUCUGCCCGCCUAUGUCCUGGCCCUUUCCGAGGACCCCGUGGAGGGCGAGAUCCUCCUGGCGGGUCGCGGCCUCGCGCGCGGGUACUUGGGUCUCGAGGAGGAGACACGAAAGCGCUUCGUGGAUUUCCCUGCCCUGGCGAAGGGUACGGAGGCCGUGCCCAAAAGUUGUCAGAAGGGUGAGCGUGCGUUAGAGGCCGUGCCCGAAGAGGUGGCCCCAAAGGCCUACUGCACCGGCGACCUGGGUUUCAUGGGCCCUCAGGGCUUGGUGCUGAAGGGGCGCCGAGACCACCAGGUGAAGAUCUCCGGAGUUCGCAUCGAGCUUUCCGAGGUCGAGCUGGCCAUUUCGGCAGCUGGGCUCAGCUCGGCCUGCGCGGUGGUUGUGGCUGAGGGUGCGCUUGUCGCCCACGUGGCGCUCGGCGACCAGACCUUGGACUGGAUCCUUCGUGCAGCCUUGGAGGCAUGCGCAGCCGCUCGCCUGCCCAAGGAGGUGGUGCCGCACCAUUUCCAGCGGCACGAGAAGCUGCCACUUGCAGCCGGCGGAAAAGUGGACCGGCAGGCCUUGGAAGCACUGGGCCUGGGCUCGGAAGGCGCUGCACCUGGCGGUGCCACGGCCACGGCUCUCGAGGCCGCGGUUGCCAGGGCCUGGGCCGCUGCCUUGCGAAGGCCCGAGGAGCAGCUGGGCCGUGGCUCCAAUUUUUUGUGGCUCGGCGGCGACAGCCUUGCCGCGCUGCGAGCUUGCCGAAGCCUGCGGGAGGAAGUGCGUUCCCCCACCGAUAUGGUCGAGCUGCGGGACCUGGACGUCCAACAGGAGCAGAAGGGUGAGGCCGGAUUGCUCGUGGAGGCGGAGGCGCCACCAGGAGCUCUUUGCGUGCUCAGUGCCGCCUUGGGGCCUCUGGCGCCUUGCGAGCUGAUGGCACGGCCGAUGCUCCAGCAGUACGCGGCCUUUCUGGAGGAGCAGGGCCUUGAGGCCCAAGGUCCAAAGGGGCCUGAGCCUGCUGGCUAUGCCGCCAACACGGCGGCAGAGGGCGCAGGCACGGAAGAUCUGGCAUCUGCCAAGACGGCAGGUGCUGACACAGGUGCAGGUAGCUCGGCGGAAUUGGCGCUGGCUGCCGGCGCACGUGAGGGACGGGAGGAGGUGGUGAAGGCGCUCCUCCAGGUGGGGACAUCGCCCAAUGGCAGCGCGAGGGGAACGCCACCCAGGGGUCACACGCCUCUGCAUGCCGCCUGCGCUGCAGGGCAUGCAGGCAUCGUGAGGAUUCUCCUGGCCGCUCGAGCGAAUCUCCGCGCCAUGACCGAGGCGCGGACGAGCCCGGCACACCUGGCAGCGGCCCAGGGGGAUGCUGGCAUCCUCGCCCAGCUCCUGGCCCUCGAGGGCGCCGAGGGCGUGGCCACCUGGGCACGAGAUGCAGACCAGCAGACUAUCCUCCACCUGGCCGCGAGGUCGGGCGAGGUGAAGGCCGUGGAGGCGGUGCUCGGGAAGGUGAAGGGCCUCCGAGGCAAAGAUGGCGGCCUCGAGGCAAAGGACCGCUGGAGCAGGACAGCUCUCCAGUGGGCUGUGGCAAACGGCCACGAGGAGGCAGCAGUGUGCCUUAUACGCCAUGGUGCUUUCUCGGGGGGCAUCCCAGAUGCCCUGUUGGAGCACUACCAGGUGGACCUCUCAGCGCCAUCAAAACCCGGGCAGCCAAAAGCGGCCCGGAAGGAGGUUCAGUCGGAUGCCAAGAUCGCAUCGCUGGUCGCGACGCUUCCCGCCAGUGCGGAAAGUUGCGAGGAGAAGCAGCUCUUCGCUUUGACGGCGCUGAGGGAUUUUUGCUGUGGUGCCAAAGAACACCGCAAUGCGGCACGGCGCUGUGGUGCUGUAAGUAGGCUCCUGUGCUUGCUCGGCGGCGAGCGCUCGGAGGUGGUGGCCGCUGCGGCUCAAACGCUUCGAAACCUUGCAGCAGAUCGAGCUGGAGCAACAGCCGUCUGUGAGGAAGGAGGCGUGGCUCUUCUCUUGGACGUUGCCAAGCGUGGCCAGAACUUUCCUGAGGCCUGGCGCGCUGCUUCAGCCUUAGCCAAUGUCGCGGAGUUCCCGGAACUGGCACCGGCCGUUCGCGAGGCAGGUGCAGUUCCAGUGCUGCGGAGUCUCUCUGGGCAGCUCCCCGGCAGUCUGCAGUAA